Oncorhynchus nerka (sockeye salmon) is the source of this 1969-nucleotide messenger RNA. It is a transcript of the gene asnsd1, whose product is annotated as asparagine synthetase domain containing 1. The transcript is spliced from 3 exons. The record is from RefSeq and is a predicted model, not a curated record. Gene Ontology annotation, molecular function: asparagine synthase (glutamine-hydrolyzing) activity. Lineage: Eukaryota; Metazoa; Chordata; Actinopteri; Salmoniformes; Salmonidae. The coding region runs from base 1 to 1848 and encodes 615 amino acids.
AUGUGUGGUAUUUGCUGUGUACUGAGCUUGUCCCCCUCCCAGCUUGUGCUGGAGAAGCGUGUGCAUGAAAACCUAAGGAAAAGAGGGCCUAACUCCAGUUGCAACAUCACCAAAACAGCUUCAAAUCCCCACUACCAGUGUCUGUUCUCUGCUCACGUACUUCAUAUGAGAGGUUGCCCUGCCCCUCAGCCAGCACAAGACUGUAACAGCAAUGUAUUGAUGUGGAAUGGAGAGGUUUUUGGAGGACUGUUAUUGAGACCAGAAGAGAAUGACACUGACGUUCUUUCCCACCACCUUGCAGCCUGCCACAGCCCUACAGAGAUCCUGUCUGUCCUGGGCAAUGUCCGAGGACCCUGGGCUUUCACUUAUUACCAACAGGCUGGACACUAUCUUUGGUUUGGGAGAGACUUCUUUGGCCGGCGAAGCCUGCUUUGGCAAUAUGAUUCUGAGGAGAAGUCUUUGACUCUGACGUCUGUGGCUGCCUGUCUCCCUGGCUCUGACCGACCACCACAGUGGCAAGAGGUUCCAGCAGUUGGUGUUUACAGGAUUGAUCUGAGGGCGUUUGCAGAGUCUGGCUGUUUGACCUUUGAGGUUUAUCCAUGGGUCCACGCAGGCGAUAAUCUAUUGUCUGUUAGUCAUGAAUCUAAGUGGGAGGGUCUACCAAGUUACACCUCAGCAAUGAUGAACAAUUCAGGUCUCUCCCUCACGUCUCCAGUUUGCCCACUGAACAUGUCAAUCCCUCAGUUGUUGGAGAUAGAACAUGAUCCAAGCUUACAGUCCUCAGUUGAAGACCUGGAGGUAUUGCUAAAAUCUGGUGUGAGAGAGCCUGUGGUAAAUCGUCUCAUUGAUGUUCUCAGUGAGGCAGUACGGAGGCGUGUGCAAUGUCUUCCCUUUGAUACACAGGUGACAUCACCACUGACCAAUGACCAGGCAGCAAUUGCAAUUCUUUUCUCAGGAGGGAUUGAUUCCAUGGUUCUGGCUGCCCUGGCCGACCGCCACAUCCCAACCCACCAACCAAUCGAUCUUCUUAAUGUGGCAUUCAAACUGCAGGAACCAAAAAUUGUGAAGGAGUCUACCAAAAAAAGCAAAAAGCACAAAACGAAGCCAAUGGAUUCUAAAACUGACGUUCCUGAUUCCAAUGUGUACAACCCCUUCGGCGUUCCAGACAGGAUCACUGGUAGAGCAGGUCUGCAAGAGCUUCAGGACUUGAACCCAGAGAGAAGAUGGAAUUUUGUUGAAAUCAACGUUUCUCGGGAAGAGCUGCAGAAAAUGCGCCAGGAGCACAUCUGUCACCUGGUGCACCCAUUGGAUACCGUGCUGGAUGACAGCAUUGGAUGUGCUGUGUGGUUUGCGGCGAGAGGAACCGGCUUCCUCACAGAAAGCAACGAAGAGAGGGGGUUCACAUCAUCUGCCAAGGUGAUUUUGACCGGUAUUGGAGCGGAUGAGCAGCUGGCAGGGUACUCCAGACACCGAGUCCGCUUCAAGACCUCUGGGCAAGAGGGUCUGGUCCAAGAGCUGGCCAUGGAGCUAGGCAGAAUCUCUACAAGGAAUCUGGGUCGAGAUGACAGAAUCAUAGGGGACCACGGGAAGGAGGCUAGGUUUCCCUAUUUGGACGAGGAUGUGGUGUGUUUCCUGAAUGCCCUGCCAGUGUCUGAUAAGGCAGAUCUGUCCCUGCCUCGAGGUGUAGGGGAGAAACUGCUGCUGAGGCUGGCUGCCAAGAAACUGGGUCUGGGGGCAUCUGCUCUACUGCCUAAGAGAGCCAUGCAGUUUGGUUCCCGCAUUGCAAAGAUGGAAAACAGCCACGAGAAGGCCUCAGACAAGUGCAAGAGACUCCUUACACCAGCAUAACAUUUCAUUUAAAAAAAUGUUUUACACUUGACAAAGCAACUAAGUCAUCCUCUUAAUUAGGGUCACAGUGAACUACAAUAUGAACAGAUGUGUUAAUUUCCAAUAAAUAUACAAAUACACA